AUGUGAAAAAAGAUGUGCGGGAGCUUAAACUUGCAACUGUUUGCGAAGAAGCAAAGUGUCCAAACAUCGGGGAAUGCUGGGGAGGCAAAAAAUCAGAGGCUACAGCGACUAUCAUGUUGCUAGGUGAUACUUGCACUAGAGGAUGCCGCUUUUGCUCUGUGAAAACAAACAGGUCACCAGCAAAACCAGACCCCAUGGAACCAGAGAACACCGCGGAAGCUAUCCUGAGAUGGGGGUUGGGUUAUGUUGUCUUGACUACAGUGGAUAGAGAUGACCUAGUUGAUGGUGGCGCUCAUCAUCUAGCAGAAACGGUCAAGCGUAUAAAGACAAAAGCUCCACAUAUUCUAGUCGAAGUACUUGGUGGUGAUUUCAGAGGUGAUUUGAAGAGCUGUGAGAUUUUAGCUUCAUCUGGAUUGGAUGUAUAUGCUCAUAACUUGGAGACCGUCGAGGAAUUAACUCCACACAUAAGAGAUAGAAGAGCUACUUAUCGACAAUCUCUAUCGAUUCUUGAAAAAGCAAAAUUGACGAAGCCAGACUUAGUGACAAAGACCUCUCUAAUGUUGGGGUUUGGGGAGACCGAUGAACAAAUUAUUAAAACACUUACAGACUUGCGUGAGAUCAACUGUGAUGUGGUGACAUUUGGUCAGUACAUGAGACCCACUAAACGUCACAUGAAAGUGGUGGAGUACGUAAAACCAGAGAAAUUCGACUAUUGGAAACUCAAAGCAUUGGAGAUGGGUUUCCUCUAUGUCGCAAGUGGCCCAUUAGUCAGAUCCUCUUACAAGGCUGGAGAAGCUUUCAUUGAGAAUGUGUUGAGAAAAAGACAACACAAUGUUGGCGAAGCAAAGAGGCGGACGGAAAUAUGAUUUAGUUGAUUUAUCUCGUAUAGCACAAGUGAUUGCUGGAUAAUGAAAUUUUCCGUCAGAUUCAAGUACAUAGCAAUUGAAACAAAAAAAAAAACUAAUCCAUAGACAAACUACUGAGAUCGCC
Messenger RNA from Metschnikowia bicuspidata var. bicuspidata NRRL YB-4993, 990 nucleotides. It is a transcript of the gene LAB5, whose product is annotated as putative lipoate synthase. Gene Ontology annotation, molecular function: 4 iron, 4 sulfur cluster binding; lipoate synthase activity. Gene Ontology annotation, biological process: lipoate biosynthetic process. The transcript has a single exon. Lineage: Eukaryota; Fungi; Ascomycota; Pichiomycetes; Serinales; Metschnikowiaceae. The record is from RefSeq and is a predicted model, not a curated record. The annotation marks the transcript as partial. Gene Ontology annotation, cellular component: mitochondrion.